GUGCCCUGACCAGAGAUCUCCUGCUUGGACACAGAUGGAGUCCCAAGGGGUGGUGUAAACAUCAUGGAACUGCUGCUGUUGGAAAGUCUGGGGCUGUAGCCUCACCAUUCCAAUAGAAAGAACAAGAUCUAGGCACGUUUCCUGCUAAAUUCUCCUGAAUUGCCUCAUCUGAAAUGGAAUCUUAAUUCUGUGUUACCUUCUUAACUUACUAACCACCUUCAUUUUGAAAAUGCCCUGCAGAGGAGGACAAUUCCUAAAUUCUGUUAGUGGUCUUGAACAACAACACAUGAAGUCCCUUGACUUUUCUGCAGGAAACAAGGCACUUUAGGUAUGUGCAACUGUUGAAGAAACCAAAAUGUUUGAAGCUACAGAAUAGAAAGAACCAAGAAAGAUUGAAGAAAUAGCAUUGCCUGAAGAGAAAGGACCAUAAAAGACCACUUUCAAAAGCCUUAAAAGGUGGUUGCAAAAAGGAAGGGGUGUAUGUGUUCCCUUUCUAUGGUUGGUAGGAAAUAAAAGUAAAUGGGAGGAAUGCCAGUUGAAGCACCUGUGUGGAAACUGGAGUAUUUUACUUGUGGAAAUGUGUAAAACCUCUCAGAACAUAUCAGACAAAUGUCAGUCAAAACUGACUGUAGUUAAGGAUUGACUGUAGUUAAUCCUGUCUUCCAGCUGGGGGGGAGUUCGUAUUUCUAGGAACUAGUGCUGUAGUAGUUUUCCAUAACUUUCUGCUUUUACAAAAUGGAAAUUGGAACUGUAUGAGCUUAAGAAGGGUUCUAUUUCUAGAAUCAGAUACUAGAGGUCAUACUGACAGUGAUAGUGAAUUGCCAGUGCUCUGUGUUUGAGUCUUUCCCUGCUGUCCAAGUGAAAAAGAAGCAGCUGAUCUCUUUAUGCUCUUUCUCUUGAAACAUAGUCUGUGAGAUGUUGGUUCCUGGUGUUAAACAGCCUUCAUCCUCUGCUGCUUUAGAAUUCUCUACCCUCAUCAUAAGUCUUAAAUCUGUCAGUUCAAGAGAAAACCGAUCUAUGCUUUGCACUGUCAGUUGGAGUUGUGUGUUUUGCACAGCUGAAUGCGAUCUUAAAUGAGUAACAUCUGUGUAAUAAUGCAGAUACCUCCCUUCCAAGGACUGGCUUGUCACAGUGACUUUCAGGAACUCGGUUCUGUCCUUCAUUACUCAUUGUUGUAAUUCUCUUGAGUUCACACUUGAGUUCUCUUGAGUUCUCUCAAAUUCAGAGGCAGCUACCUCACUGUCUACAGAUUUCACAAAAUAUUCUGAGUUGGAAUGGUCCUACAAGGAUCUUACGCUUGUCUUCUCUCUCAUCAUGUGUUUCUGUCAUACUGUGUGUUGCAGAACAGAACAUGGGAACUUGAGAAAGCAUGUGCAAGCACAUCAAAGCCUGUCUGGCACUUGUUCUCAAUGAUCUACAUCAGCUGUUUUGGUAAAGUGGCACCAGCAGCCCAUUUACAUCAGCAGACAAUCUUGCUUAAUAGCAUUAGAUUUCCUGAUGCACCUUAAGCAUGACAAGGAAGAUCUUCACCAACACCAGGGAGAGGUGGAGGCAGCAAAAUGUGAACAGCGCCUUUGCCAAGCUGAGGAAACUCAUUCCCACCCACCCACCAGACAAAAAACUGAGCAAGAACGAGACCCUCCGUUUAGCCAUGAGAUACAUCAACUUCCUUGUCAAGGUCCUGGGGGAGCCAGGCCUGCAGCAGACGGCAGUGGCAGCUCGGAGCAGCAUCCUGGGGUUCUUCCACCAAGCUCCACACUUGCAAAGCAUGGAGGAGUUGCCACUGAUUGAAAACUGUGGUGUCUCGUGUCCUGGCAUGAGCAGCAAUAUAGCAGAGUGUUGGUCAGAGACAUCAUCUCCCUAGCAAGCAAUGAGAUGUGCAGUCUUGGUCCUAGUCUUGAUAGUCCCUCUCCUUUUGCUCCUCUAUGUAUUGUGUAUAUUUAUUCAUAUUUAUUACUAUUGUAUUUGGUAUGCAUUUUUAUUUAAUAGGAAAGGAAAUCCUUGGUCAUCCAGAAACUUGGAGGUUCAGAGGGAGAACUUGCAGUCCCUGGGAACUUGGAAGGACUCACUGUUGUCAAAGCAGAGUCCAAGCCAGAGGAGCCUUCUACCCAGAUCUGCUCCAUAAAUCAGGCUGUAGAAACUUAAUCAGUGUUUCUGACAGGGAAAGAGAUUAUUCUCCCAUGCUAAUUCAAGGAAACACUACUGAGAUGAAGAAUGAUGACUACACCACAAAAUUUGUCUAAGACACAUCUGGCCUUGGUAGUGAAAGAUUUUGAGGUAUGUGAUAUUUGACACAGUCCUCCACCAGUUUUUCCAGGGGCUAACUGCACUCACCCUUGAGCUUGUGAAUCUUAUUUCCAGCUUGAUUCUUUUUUUUGAGAAUGCAAGUCCUAGUCCUUGAACCUGACUACAUCACACUGGAGGGAUCUCUAGUGUCAGAGCAAAAUGUGUUAAAUAAAUUUAAAUGUUAGGUUAAAGCAAAGUACCAAUUUAAACUUAAAGAAGACAUAGUCGUAGAUGAGUUUGAGUGGGUUCAAUAGGCAGAGUAAAUCUCCUUUGUAGCAGUGCCAGUGUGCAUGUGAAGGAUGAUGGUCAGCUAUGCUCCAGAUGCCUUAAAAGACCAUCAAAAAGAGGUUGGUGGCUAAAUGUCUUUGCAUAUCCAGCUGACUGCCUUUAAACUCCUUGGUUUUCCCUGCUGUAGCUGAGGUUCUCCCACCUGGAUGCUAUCCCAAAUGGGCUGACGGAGCAAGGACAAAGAUAUUGGUAUAAAUGUCUUCCAUUUCAUCCAGCAAGUCAUUUCCCUAUAGGGAGAAACACCAGCCAUCAUGCUCAUUGGUGUUUGGAUGAUAAGCAGGUUGAAAGAGGUUUCAUGAAGGUGAUUUUAUGUUAUUGUUCAAAAAAACCAAUUUAAUUUCCUGGUUGAGUGUGUGCCAUAAAAGGCCUGGGCUGCUCAUGUGAGGUACAAAGCAGCCCAGAGCAGCAGAAAAAAUGAUGCUGGCUUGAAGUAGAAUGCUUUCCCGGUCAGAUCCCGCUGACAAGUCCUUUGGAUUUCCAUGUGGACCAAGGUAUAUGUCAAAGCUUAGAAAGGACAAUUGUUCAGGACUGUUGAAUAAAUGUAGCUUCCUUAGGCUGAGGCACAUUGCUGGGCUGUUUCUGUUUGUUCAUAGACAAUGAGGUGCCUUCAGAAAGCAGAGAUAGGGUUUGUGCAUGUAACAUGUACAGGCCUUCUGCAUGAGGGGAUUUGGCACCCGAAGCUGAGCUGCCUUUCAAAGCCUCACCAAGCACCAGAAGCACCAAAGAAGCCAGGGCUGGCUCCUGCUAUGGGUAUAUUGGGCUGUCCUGAGCAUUGGCAAAGACCAAGGACACAGCUCACCCCGUCCAGGACUGGUGUUGGAAGGCACAGGCAUGCCAAUGGACAGAGUUUGACAAAAAAGAAAUGGAAAAACCAAAAAACUGAAAGGGUUCCUAUUGAUUUGAUUUUGGUUUUGAACACUCUUAUAGUCAGUUUGCUUAUCCCUGUGCUUGUGAGCUGUCAGGACUGCACUGGAGGGCAGCUGAGUGAAAAGGCACUGAGAGUCCUUCAUAUGGCUUGUUUCUCAUUGCCUCUGCCCACUUUAAUGGGACUAAAUGGAGCCACAGCCUUCUGUGCACAGCAGCACCUCCGAGGUAAUGAGCCAAGUCCUCCUCCCAGCUUUCUGCUGGCUCACUGGAGUUACAACAGAACAGAUUAGUCCAAGUAAAUCAUGACACUUAUUGGUGAGGUGUGGUGGUGCUGUUUGGUCUAUCAGUCAAUUGCUGUCCCAGGAAACACAUAGUCACCAAGGCAAGGCAAAACAUCUUGUGAAAAGCUGUCAUCCAGGGGAAGGGAAAGAAAACCUGGCAAUUUUGUAACAUGCUUGUUGUAUUUUCUGUGCUAAAAAACCCCUUGCCUUCUUGUUAUUGCUUUGUUUCCUAUCUGCGCUUUCUUUGAUCUCCUUUCCAUUUAGAAGCUCCCUGCUCUCACUCUCAGCAAGUAUCUCACUAAUCUAUCUACCAAAGACUUUUUUUUUUUGGUCAGGUUUCUUCUUUGUGUUUUGGGGAUUUCUUGUCUGUAUAAUCAUGAAUGCAUACGGAGUAACUGAUAACGUUUUG
Molecule: messenger RNA, 4131 nt
Organism: Myiozetetes cayanensis
Lineage: Eukaryota; Metazoa; Chordata; Aves; Passeriformes; Tyrannidae
Gene: TAL2
Product: TAL bHLH transcription factor 2
Exons: 2
Coding region: 1511-1864 (117 amino acids)
Biological process (GO): regulation of transcription by RNA polymerase II
Molecular function (GO): RNA polymerase II cis-regulatory region sequence-specific DNA binding; DNA-binding transcription factor activity, RNA polymerase II-specific; protein dimerization activity
Source: RefSeq, a predicted model, not a curated record